Oncorhynchus masou masou (cherry salmon) is the source of this 3604-nucleotide messenger RNA. RefSeq names its product tetratricopeptide repeat protein 39A-like. Lineage: Eukaryota; Metazoa; Chordata; Actinopteri; Salmoniformes; Salmonidae. The transcript has 19 exons. The record is from RefSeq and is a predicted model, not a curated record. The coding region runs from base 264 to 2066 and encodes 600 amino acids. Gene Ontology annotation, molecular function: protein binding.
UGUGUGUGAGAGCGAUAGAGUGUGUAUGCAUGUGUGUUUGGAUGCAGAGAGUUGGGGGGUGGAAGAUGUUUAGUUUCCCUACGUGUGAUAGUCAUCCCAAUCUUAUUAAGAGCUGCGAUCUUCCUCCCCUCUACUGCCUGCUGCUGCUGUUGCCAGAAGGAGACAGUGUGUCGGGCUGCGCUGCUGGAAAGGCCGGAGCCAGAGAUAGUCAAUUAUCUUCUGCGUUUGCUGUCCUUACUUCCCUCUAGUACUCUGUCUGCUAGAUGAAAAUGUCAGGAGAAGCAGAAACUCUAUCAAACGGGUCCCAGAAGUCGGACCUGUCUUUGGCCCUGGAGGACUGCAUGGCAGCAAUGGACCUGUUCCUGAGGAAUGACUUUGAUGAGGCCCUGUCCAGGCUUCGCUGCAGAACCAAAGACAGCAUGUACCAUGCACUCACAUACGCAACCAUACUGGAGAUGCAGGCCAUGAUGACCUUUGACCCGGAGAACAUCCUGGCAGCUGGUAACACCAUGAAGGAGGCUCAGGCAGUGUGUCAGCGGUUCCGCAAGAAGACAACCUUUAGCAACAGAAACUCCACAGAAGAGGAACUCCACGCUGAAGUCUGCUAUGCAGAAUGUCUCCUGCAGAGGGCAGCACUCACCUUCCUUCAGGAUGAAAACAUGGUCAGUUUCAUCAAGGGAGGAAUUAAAGUGAGGAAUAGCUACCAGACAUAUAAAGAGCUUCAUACGGUCCUCCAGUCCUCAAGCUACGUCCAUGGUGACAAUCAUGGGCAUUUUGAAGGCGGGGUCAAGCUUGGAGUGGGAUCCUUCAACCUGAUGAUCUCCAUGCUGCCCACUCGGACCCUUAGGUUGCUGGAAUUUGUGGGUUUCUCUGGAAACAAGGAGUUUGGCUUGCAGCAGCUGACGGAAGGCGCAGUAGGGCAGACGUUCAGGUCCUUCCUGUGUAAUAUGCUGCUGCUCUGCUACCACACCUUCAUGAGCUUCAUCCUGGGCACUGGGGAAGCGGAUGUGGAGGAUGCAGAGAAACUCCUUCAGCCAUAUCUCAAACGGUAUCCUAAGGGAUCCAUCUUCUUGUUCUUCGCUGGUCGAAUUGAGGUUAUCAAAGGAAACCUGGAUGCUGCUAUAGUGCGCUUUGAGGAGUGCUGUGAAGCUCAGCAGCAGUGGAAUCAGUUCCAUCACAUGUGCUACUGGGAACUGAUGUGGUGUUUCACAUACAAGAGACAUUGGAAGAUGGCCUACUUCUAUGCUGAUCUGCUCAGCAAAGAGAAUGCAUGGUCCAAGGCAACGUAUGCGUAUAUGAAAGGUGCCUACCUCAGCAUGCUGACCAGGGAGGAAUGCCAACCAUUCAGGGAGAGCGAGGUAGCGCUAUUCAGACAUGCCACCAGAGGUCUUUUCACAGUUCCUAGGUCCAGAGUAAAUUCAAGAAAACGUACAGUGUUAUACAGAGCCAUGAGUGCACGGAACUCCCUUCCAUCUUAUAUAGCGCAGGUACAUGGGCUUAAGCAGAAAAUUGCUGGAAAGUCUUUGCCAACUGAGAAGUUUGCCAUCCGAAAAGCCCGUCGCUACCUGACUGAGAACCCAGUCACACUACCUGCACCUCCUCUGGAGAUGAUGUAUAUCUGGAACGGCUACACAGUCAUCGGGAAACACAAAGACCUGACAGAGGGCAUGCUGAAAACACUGGACGAGGCACAGGCGAAACUCGAAAGUAGCCCAAGGACCGAGUUCUCCAUAGACGACCAGUGUCUGCUGAGCCUGCUUAGAGGUCUCUGUCUGAAGCACCUGGGACACCAGGAGGAGGCUGAGCACUACUUCACCCUUGUCCUCUGCAAUGAAACACAGAUCAAGUUUGAUCACUACUUGGUUCCCAAUGCACUGCUGGAGCACGGGCUGCUAUGUCUGGAACAGGGGAGGAAGGAGGAGGGAAUCAAACUACUGGAGACAGCCAAGCAAAGUUACAAAAACUACUCCAUGGAAUCGCGGACACAUUUCAGAAUCCAGGCUGCUUUGCACAAGGCCAAGGCCACAGAUGAGAAUGGAAUUCACACCAUGCCCUCCAGCCCGUAGCUUUAGGGCAUGGCAGGCCCAAAGUCCAGCAAUCCCAAAGUGCACAGCCCAAUGCAGCAGGGAUGAGGCAGAGUACCAAAUCACCCACUACCAGCAACAAGUGCUUGACUUGCCAGCCAUCAAGCUUUCAAAAAGACACAACACUAUUACACUAAACAGUCAAAAGCAUACAGACACUAGUAUUUACUCAGACAAAGAAAAUCUACGCAAUAUAUAGAAAAUACCUCACUAAUAGAUGGAAAUUUACAGGGUCUCAUCCGUCAUUGCAAAAACCUAUUCGUUACCAAUGCCUGAAUAUUCUCCCUCUAGUAUAAAUACAUAAAUUCACUGACAAACAUGUAGUUUCACACCUGUCACAAGGGUUUUUGCAACAUACAGUAUUCGAGUGGUUAACGGUAUUCUUCCUGGGUUUUACCCUCUGCUCGAAGCUAAUGACUAAAAUCACUGUGUCCAAUCUUGGACAAGGUCUGUCUUGGGUUGACAAUGUUCUAUGGCAGGUAACCUCCUUCCCUAAUGCUUUUAUCUCUGUGAUUAUUCUACUGGAUUUAUUCUUAUUUCUUCAUUUUCACCCUCCUUUCCCCACUCUGAACAGCUCAAUGGAAGUUUUGGCACAUUGGAUCAACUGAAACACUUUCUGUGAAGGCAUGCAUGACCAGUCCAACUGAAUUUUUGUGAAAAUAGUGCCCACUGACUGCACAAAGUCAACCGUGCAAACUCACAUUGCAGGAAUACACGUGUGAUGGUUAAGGGGUUAUUUUGUCUGUAUUUAUUUAUUAACUGUAAUGGCGCAUUUUACUAAAUUGUCUCGUUUUAAGUGGACAGAUGAAUGUGUCUUUUAGAAAGGCAGACUCUUUCCUUGUUAUCUUAAUGUGGACACAAUCCAGCAGUACUUGAGCUCAAACAAACAGUUCCAUAUGUAGUAAGUGAAGCGUUGACAACCACUAGAGCCUUCCAUAUAUAUAAAUAUACACCUCCAACAUCAACCUAUACAAGAAUGACUUAUAGGAAAAUAUUAUAUAUUAAAUAGUUCCUUUCCUGUGUAAUAAAUGAGCUAAUAGACUGUAUGACCAAUGUUAUUUGUAAUUAGAUUUUUUUUCUCCUUUUUCAUGUUCUAUGAUUAUUGAAACUUUAUGUACAACAAGAUGAGUAUCCAACCCCAAGCACUAGAAUGGUGUCUCAAGUUUAAAUGUAAUCAGAGCUGAUUUAUUCAUACUUAGAAUAUGGUUUUGGGUGAAAGCAAUUGACCAGUCAUUCAUUUAGACUUUUCUAACGGGUGGAGGAAAUGUAGACAUUGAUUCAUUUUAAAUAUAGAGAUGAUUGUAGUUUGGGAUGUUCAAAUUAUUAUGUUAGACAUUACUUGUUUUGUUCCAUGGUUUUCUUUGAAUUAACUGAUAUUAGUACAAACAAUCUUAUUAGCACUGUGAUGUUGAGGUCAGCAUAUUAUAUGGGAACUGGCUACUAAACAGAUUGACAUUCCUGGGCCUGUACAUAAUGAAUGUUUGUUUUUUAAUUUAACAUUAAAUGAUAAGUAACUGAAA